Molecule: messenger RNA, 420 nt
Organism: Scedosporium apiospermum
Lineage: Eukaryota; Fungi; Ascomycota; Sordariomycetes; Microascales; Microascaceae
Exons: 5
Coding region: 1-420 (139 amino acids)
Biological process (GO): translation
Cellular component (GO): cytosolic large ribosomal subunit; ribosome
Molecular function (GO): large ribosomal subunit rRNA binding; structural constituent of ribosome
Source: RefSeq, a predicted model, not a curated record
AUGGCCAAGACUGGACGUGGUGCCCCCGGUGGCAAGCUCAAGAUGACUCUCGGUCUCCCUGUCGGAGCCGUGAUGAACUGCGCUGACAACUCCGGCGCCCGAAACCUCUACAUCAUCUCCGUCAAGGGUAUCGGCGCCCGCCUCAACAGGCUCCCCGCCGGCGGCGUCGGCGACAUGGUCAUGGCCACCGUCAAGAAGGGAAAGCCCGAGCUCCGGAAGAAGGUCCACCCCGCCGUCAUCGUCAGGCAGUCCAAGCCCUGGAAGCGGUUCGAUGGUGUUUUCCUCUACUUUGAGGAUAACGCCGGUGUUAUCGUCAACCCCAAGGGUGAGAUGAAGGGCUCUGCCAUCACCGGUCCCGUAGGAAAGGAGGCUGCCGAGCUAUGGCCCCGUAUCGCCUCCAACUCCGGUGUCGUCAUGUAA